AUGAAGGCAGAAAAUCUAAGUGCUGGGACAGAUUUUCUGCUCCUCGGUCUUUUCCAGCAUGGCCGAAUGGACACUCUGCUCUUUGUGGCCAUUGCCAUCCUCUUUACAGCAGCUCUGACAGCAAACAUCGUACUGAUCCUCCUCAUCCGGCUGGACAGCGGACUCCACACCCCCAUGUACUUCCUGCUCAGCCAGCUGUCCUGCAUCGACAUGAUGUACAUCUCCACCACGGUGCCCAAGAUGGCAGUUAAUUUCCUGACCAAGAGCAUGGGUAUUACUUUUCUAGGCUGUGAGGUUCAAACAUUUGUGUUCUUGGCUAUUGGUGGAACCGAGGCUCUUCUUCUUGGCCUCAUGUCUUAUGACCGGUAUGUAGCCAUCUGCCACCCACUGCACUACCCUGUGCUCAUGACCAGGAGGAUCUGCUGGCUCAUGGUCUCAUGUGCGUGGACAAGCAGUUCUAUCAACGGCUUCAUACACACCGUCUAUGUGUUCCAACUUCCAUUCUGUAGCUCUCGGCUCAUUAAUCACUUUUUCUGCGAAGUCCCAUCCCUGUUACCACUGGUGUGUCAAGACACGGCCCACUAUGAGUACACAGUCCUCCUAAGUGGGCUUGUUAUCCUGCUGAUACCAUUCAUGGCCAUUUUGGCUUCCUACGCCCGUGUGCUUACUGUGGUGUUCCAGAUGAGCUCGGGUCAGGGACAGAAAAAGGCCGUCUCCACUUGCUCCUCACACCUGAUCGUGGCAAGCCUGUUCUACACGACCUCUCUCUCCACCUACACACGGCCACACUCGCUACGUUCCCCUGAACAGGACAAAGUGGUGGCUGUGUUUUACACGAUUGUCACCCCUCUUCUCAACCCAUUUAUUUACAGUCUAAGGAAUAAAGAGGUGAUGGGGGCCAUGAGGAGGCAGCUAGGACGAUGUGUAUUUGUGCAUAAAAUAUGA
Condylura cristata (star-nosed mole) is the source of this 945-nucleotide messenger RNA. Its product is annotated as olfactory receptor 2AK2. Gene Ontology annotation, molecular function: G protein-coupled receptor activity; olfactory receptor activity. Lineage: Eukaryota; Metazoa; Chordata; Mammalia; Eulipotyphla; Talpidae. Bases 1 to 945 code for a protein of 314 amino acids. The record is from RefSeq and is a predicted model, not a curated record. Gene Ontology annotation, biological process: G protein-coupled receptor signaling pathway. The transcript has a single exon. Gene Ontology annotation, cellular component: membrane.